UGUACCGUUAUGCGAGGCUCUGCCUUCUGCGUGUAGCCAAAUAUUGUUUAUUAUUUCCAAAACGAGCGAGCAACACAUCGACUGAGAUGCUAAUUGUCUCAUGUUUCACCUGUGAUUGGGAAAUAAGGCCAAUUGUGCACGCGAAGCCACGAUAAUGCAUCCGGUGCCUUCAUGCUCCCUGGAUGACGAAGACAUAUUUGACUUUAUACAGACAGGAAACAUUGAACAAUGUGCACUCUUCAUUGAAAGUGACAAAUUGAUCCUCAGGGAGAAAGGCUGGGGCGGUUUUACUCCGCUCCACUAUGCUGCCCUGCAUGGCAACUCUGCACUGGUCGACCUUUUCCUCAGCAACGCCGCUGACCCCAACCUGGCGUGCGACGCGGGACAGACGGCGUUUCACUUUGCAUGCAGGCAGGGAAACGUUUACAUCAUUCAUAAAAUGAUGCAGCACGGAGCUGAUCUGCGCCUCGUAGAUCUGCAAGGAAAAUCGGCUUUGCACCAUGCGGUGACUGGAGGCAGCAUCAUUGCGGUGCACUAUUUGUGGGAGACGGAAAUGCUGCGUUUCACGGACACAGACAUGCACCGGGUGACGCCCCUCCACCUUGCAGCAUCUACAGGCAACACAGAUAUGGUCCAGUACCUUCUCAAACAACAGCGCUGUGCUGCGGAUGACGUCGACCAGCAGGGGUGGACGGCUCUGCACGUUGCAGCAGAGCGGGGCGGCGUGGAGGUGUGCUGGAUGCUGCUGCAGAAAGCUGGGUGCAGGGUGCUUCAUGAGAAAAACUUCAACGGACUGACGCCCCUGGACCUCAGCAGGCAGGGGAAAACAUUUAGGCAUAAACAGCUCACCAAACUACUGAGUCAGUACAUGAACGUGCCAAUCUACCACAAGCCCAAAGAGUCUGAUGCUUUGUACUACUGGACGCUGUUUUUCCCCGGCCUGAGCGGAACCGUCAUUCUGCUGAUAGCAGCCGUGAUGGGAGGUUACGGUGGUCUCCUUUGCAGCGUACUCUUCCCCUGGCUUGCCAGAAGCAUCUUCACACAAUACCACCGCAUGGCCACCUAUCAAAGGUUACCCAACCCCAUUUACUUGGGAACCCUCAUGGCCGGACUGCUUCAUUCCCUGCUUUGCUUUUAUUGGAAAAUAAUAGCUAGUUCUGAGCCGACCGGUGUCCUGGUCCAGGUGUCUAUGUUCCACUUCUGCCUCGUCCUCGCUUUGUUCUGCAAGGUUCUGAGUCAGGACCCCGGGUCUUUGGAUAGAACAGAAGCAGAUCCUCGGUUCUCUUGUGUUGCUGACCUGGUGGAGAAUAACCAGAGCCCUCGCAGGUUCUGUCCCUACUGUGAGCUGUUCCAGCCCGACCACACCAAGCACUGCAAGCUGUGCAACGUGUGCAUUAAAGACUACGACCACCACUGCCUUUUCCUCAACCGCUGCGUCGGCCGGGCAGAGAUGCCGACGUACACGGUGACCGUUGCCACUGGGGAGCAGCGCUUUUCAGGGACGAACAAUUACGUCUACAUAACACUGGUGGCCACUGAGGGAUGCAGCAAGAGGACCCUGCUGGAUAAAGCUCUGCACAAUGACUUGGAGAGGGGAGCGGUGCAGUCCUACCCAGUGGAGGUGCAAGAGAACCUGGGUGAGCUUAUGUUGGUGAAGCUGGAGAAGAACAAGCACUUGGUGCUGGAUGACUGGUACUGCAGGUACGUCUCCGUGAAGACCCCAGACGGAGACAUUGUGGAGUUCCCCUGCUAUCGAUGGCUGCUGGAUGGCAAGGAAGUGACACUACGGGACGGACGAGCUUUCCUGCCUCAGGAUGAUAAGACAAGUCUGCUUAAGAAGCACAGGCAAAACGAGCUGGAAAUGAGGCGCAAAAUCUACAGAUGGAUGGAGUGGAAGCCGGGCUUUCCGAGGAGCAUAGAUGCAAACAGACAAAAGGAUUUGCCUCGAGACAUCCAGUUUGAGAGCGACAAAGAAGGGGAUUUUGCAUUGAACUAUGGAAAAGCAAUGGUGAACCUGUGUGUGAACCACUUCAUGAACAUGUUCCAGUCCUCUUGGAGCAGCUUGGCUGAAAUUGAGACGAUCUUUUGUACAAUCAAAAACCCAACUUCAGAGUAUGUGAUGGAGCACUGGAAGGACGAUGACAUUUUUAGCUAUCAAUUCCUGAACGGAUGCAAUCCCGGGUUGAUCCAAAAGUGCACCAAACUUCCUGACAAGUUUCCUGUUACCAAUGAGAUGGUUGCUGCCAGCCUCAAGAGGAAUUUGACUUUGGAACAGGAAGUAGAGGCAGGUAACAUCUUCAUAGUGGACUAUGAAGUGUUAGAUGGCAUCAAACCCAACAGUACAGAUCCACAAACCCGACAGUACAUUACAGCUCCCAUCUGUCUUCUCUACAAGAACACACAGAACAAGAUCCUGCCCAUCGCCAUUCAGUUGGGUCAGACUCCAGGCGAAGACUGCCCCAUCUUCCUGCCCACAGAUGGCGAGUACGACUGGCUUCUGGCCAAGAUGUGGGUUCGCUCGUCAGACUUUCAGCACCACCAGACGGCCACUCACCUGCUGAGAACACAUCUGAUCUCAGAGAUGUUUUCCAUCGCCAUGUUCAGGCAUCUCCCUGCAGUCCACCCUGUCUUUAAGUUACUCAUUCCUCACGUCCGUUUCACCAUCGCUAUCAACACCAAGGCAAGAGAGGCCCUCAUCUGUGACCGUGGUCUCUUUGAUAAGGCAAACUCCAUCGGGGGAGGAGGUCAUGUGCAGCUGAUUCAGAAGGUGAUAAAGACGCUGACCUUCCGGUCACUCUGCUUCCCUGACAUGAUCAAAGCUUGUGGAAUGGAUGACAAGAAUUUGCCAUCCUACUUCUACAGGGAUGACGGCUACCAGGUGUGGGAGGCCAUAAAGAGCUUUGUCUCCGAUGUGGUUAAUAUUUACUACACCAGUGAUGAGAACGUUCGGACGGACCAGGAAAUCCAAGCCUUUGUUCAGGAUGUUUGCGACUUUGGUAUGAAGGACUUCAGUCACUGUGAAUUCCCCCGGUCCCUAAAGUCCUGCACGGAGCUGAUUGAGUACUUGACUGUCAUUGUGUUCACUGCUUCAGCGCAACAUUCAGCGGUCAACUUUGGACAAUACAACUGGUAUUCCUGGGUCCCCAACGCGCCAUCGACCAUGCGACAGCCGCCGCCCAACCGGAAAGGUUUGUCCAACAUGACCCUGAUCAUGGACAGCCUCCCUGACAGAGGACGCUCCAGCUGGCACCUGGGGGCCGUCUGGGCGCUCACACAGCACCAGGAGAAGGAGAUCUACUUGGGAUCUUACCCGGACCGGCACUUUACGGAGAAGCCGGUGAGGGCGGCCAUGGAGGAGUUCAGGAAGAAACUGGCAGACAUAAGCAGCGCCAUUAGGACGAGGAACGAGAAGGAGAUCUUGCCCUACGACCUCCUGUGCCCUGACAAAAUACCCAACAGUGUCGCUAUAUGAAGAGCGUUGUUCUUACAGUAUUGUUCCCCAAGUAGGGGUGUCCCCUUACAACGGUUUCACUCCGAACACCCAUAUUGGCUGAUACCCAUAUCGAUCAGCAGGACUCAUACAUACUUGUAUUAUUGUGUAGUGUGGCGGCCUGUGGUUAAGAAACACUGCUGGAAAAAGUUUGAUCAAGUAAAAUAACUCAAAGAACAAUGGUGGUUAUGAAAAACGUAUUUACCAUUUACCGUCCACAAAGGACCCAUGCUGUCUUUAAAUUAAGUUGGGGUGGUAAUUUUUUGUCAACACCUCGUGGUCAUAUUAUUUCACUAAUUCAAGCGCAUGAUGCGGACACACUUGUUACUGGGUACUUUCUACCGUAUUUUCCGGACUAUGAGGCGCACUUAAAAUCAUUUUUCCCCCCUUAAAACUCGACAGUAUAACCCGGUGAACCUAAUGUAAGGAAUACGUUUGGUUGAGCUUACCCACCUCGAAGCAAUUUUAUUUGGUACAUGGUGUAAUAAAUGUGACCAGUA
Molecule: messenger RNA, 3990 nt
Organism: Nerophis lumbriciformis (worm pipefish)
Lineage: Eukaryota; Metazoa; Chordata; Actinopteri; Syngnathiformes; Syngnathidae
Product: polyunsaturated fatty acid 5-lipoxygenase-like
Biological process (GO): lipid oxidation
Molecular function (GO): oxidoreductase activity, acting on single donors with incorporation of molecular oxygen, incorporation of two atoms of oxygen; iron ion binding; protein binding
Source: RefSeq, a predicted model, not a curated record